AUGGCCGCAGCGGCGGGGGAGGCGGAGGCGGAGGAGGAGUGCCCGGAGCUCAUCAGCGCGAGGGUCCCGGUGACGAUCCUGACGGGGUUUCUCGGCAGCGGCAAGACGACGCUGCUCCACCACGUGCUCGCCACGGAGCACCACCUCCGCAUCGCCGUCAUUGUGAACGAGUUCGAGUUCGGCAGGGCGAUCGAGAAGGGGCUGACGCUGAAGAGCUCGCAGAAGCCGGACGACGAGUGGCUGGAGCUCAACAACGGCUGCAUGUGCUGCACCGCCCAGUCGCAGACGGUGCAGGCGCUGGAGCGCCUCAUGGCGCGCAAAGGGACCUUUGACCUCGUGCUGGUGGAGACCGCCGGCCUCGCCGACCCGGGCCCGGUGGCCGCGAUGUUCUGGCAGGACGAGGCCGUCUGCGGCUCGCUCUUCCUCUCCGGCAUCCUCACGCUGGUGGACGCGAAGAACGUCGGCAGGUACCUGCGCGACCCGCAGCUCGCCGGGGAGGCGGCGCGGCAGAUCCUCAUGGCGGACCGCGUCGUGCUCAACAAGUGCGACAUCGCCACCGCGGCGGAGCAGCGCGCGGCGCUGGCGGAGGUGCGGCGCGUCAACCCGGUGGCGCCGGUGGUGCACGCCUCCCACGCCCGGCUGGAGAACCUGCGGGAGCUCCUCUUCCUGAACACCACGCGGCGGCUCACGGAGCUGGAGCACCUCCACCCCACCGGCGCCCCCGCCGGCGUCACCGCCGUCUCCUUGGAGUUCUUUGAGCAGCCGCGCCUUCUGGCGCUGCGCGACCCCGGCGACGUGGACGCGAUCUGCCGGGAGCUGCUGUACAAGGACCACGACCCCCCGUUUGAGGUGCUGCGCUGCAAGGCCGCGCUGUGGGUGCGGCGGGCGGGGCACUACUCCCUUCUGCAGCUGCAGACCAUCGGCGAGCUCUUUGACGCCACCCCGAUGGAGGGGCAGACCGUCCCGCUGGGCUGCUCCCGCGUGCUCAUCCUGGGCAAAGAGCUGGACAGGGAGGUCUUGCGGAACAUUUUCCUGCAGUACCUGCGCUGCGAUGACGCGGCGCCGUAA
Trypanosoma conorhini is the source of this 1068-nucleotide messenger RNA. Its product is annotated as putative nucleotide binding protein. The record is from RefSeq and is a predicted model, not a curated record. The transcript has a single exon. The coding region runs from base 1 to 1068 and encodes 355 amino acids. Lineage: Eukaryota; Euglenozoa; Kinetoplastea; Trypanosomatida; Trypanosomatidae. Gene Ontology annotation, cellular component: cytoplasm.